Paraglomus brasilianum is the source of this 264-nucleotide messenger RNA. The record is from the annotation of a GenBank genome assembly. NCBI's taxonomy places the organism in Eukaryota, Fungi, Glomeromycota, Glomeromycetes, Paraglomerales, Paraglomeraceae.
AUGUCCCGCCAAGUGACGGUUGAGUGUCUGCGUGAGACUACUGAUCUGGCGGUUAAGCGUGGAGCUCCGGGUGUACCUUCGUUCUGGAUCGAUGAAUUCAAGAAUGGCCGUUUGUACUUUGGUCACGAUCGCUUACAUCUUGUUGAAGCUGCCCUAUUGUCUGUUUCGAAAGGCGUGCCUCUUGAGCAAGUCGAAAAUAUUAUAAGUGUCAUCCCGCGACGCAAGACCAAUGUGCCUGUUCGUGGGAAAAGGAUCUGGGUUUGA